Molecule: messenger RNA, 6923 nt
Organism: Saccostrea echinata
Lineage: Eukaryota; Metazoa; Mollusca; Bivalvia; Ostreida; Ostreidae
Exons: 8
Coding region: 82-5157 (1691 amino acids)
Source: RefSeq, a predicted model, not a curated record
CAGAAGCGUUCCGAGAGUUAGAUUUGGUGUGAACGAGAAGUCUUGCCCAAUGGGUUGGAAAACAUAAGAAAACUAGGCAUCAUGUCAGAACACCCUUGCCAUAAUCUCAGCAAUACAGAGAAACAGAUCUUUACAUGUCGCCAUUGCAUGGCCAAGUUCUAUGACCCUAUUCAAAGAUGGCGUCAUAGUAAGAGCUGCAAAAAAGAAGCUCCACCAAAAAGCAAAGAUGUAUCGCCAUCACCAAAUGGUACAAGCAAAAGGGAAUACCCUGCAGAGCAUGCAGCAAAAGCCGGGACAAGCAAAAAACGACAGAAGAAAGAAAACCCUCUCAACUGUCUCAUUUGUAAAUCUGUCUUCAACACCCUUGAAGAGAUGAAAGAGCAUGUCAAACAGCCAUGUAACAAGCCAUUUGUUCCAAAAUCCCAGUCACUGGGACAACCCAAUCCAGAUUUAGAGAAUUUUGAACAUCAACUUCAACAGCUACGGGAUGCAAAGGGGGAUGAUAUUGCCACCAAUCAAAUUGAGUCGUUGCUGAAAGCAGCUCAAACUUUGCACAAGCAGCAACAGGAGCAACAAAGGCAGCAAGCACAGCAGCUACAGAAUGUUGAAACCGAGGUGAUACCAGAUGGAGGUAAUCCAGAUUGGUUGUAUAACCAGGGUGAACCAGUGUUGUGUAGUAUGGAAGAAUAUGGAGGACCUGGAUUUCCUAAUUACUCCUCCAUAGAUGGAUCAGAUGGGAUGCAUGUGGUACGAGUUGAGCAGGUAUCCUCAACUCCCCCCAUUGACGAGGAUCGUAGUCUCCAUACACCUCCCAUAAGCCUCACAACAGAGGAGUAUCACCAACUACCUUCUCAGGAAAUCACCUUGACCUCGUCUGGGCAAGAAGCAUUUGUAAACCAUGCUCCAACGACACUUUGUGGACCAGUUAACGUCAACACUGAGAAAGGCCACCUGCAAGCUUCAUUUGAAAUUUGCAAAAACAAUACACAGGGAUGCUCAUCCAAUGACGAGUACAUCCUUUCAACUGUUGGAAUAGUUGAAAACUUGCAGCCACAGACUAUGGCCACUCAGGAAGAACUGAACACUACUAGUGUUAAUCCUGUUGUUCUGCCUAGUGUUUUGCCAAGUGUUAAUCCAGGUGUUAUUCCUAGUGAAGUCAGGCUAGUGGGAAGUGAUGGUGUGACAGUCACAGUGGUCCUUUCUUCUGACACAUCCAGUGAGGUGGUGCAGAAAACAGGAAAUCCAGUGGAUGAGUUUGAUCUCAUUUCACAGGUUAUAGGUGAAGAUUUGAAUGAACAAAGGCCAGUUGACGAAAAAUCCAGAAAAGAUUCAUGUAAUUCAAAAAUUGCUGACACAGCAACAAAUUGUGAUGCAAACAAAGCACCAAAGUUCAGUUUUUCUCCUGUUUCUAAUUUUGUUGAGCUUAAAAACUCUGCAGAAAGUGAGCAAGCAGUUGCAAGUGAACAAGGCACCUUAACUGAAGAAAGAAAAUAUUCUAAUACCUCUGAAAAUUUGAAACACAGUGCUGAUGUCAAUGAACUAGCCACCAUUAAUAGUAAUGGUGAAGAUAAACUAAAAUCAAAAGAAUGUUUAAAUUCCCAAAAUGAUGAACAAAUUAUUGGGUAUCAUUUAGAGCAAUUAACUUCAGCAGCAGCAGUAAACAAAUGUUUAUCAAAUGGCGAAAAAGAGUCAAAAAAUGAAAAUUCUUCUAACUUUCAAGAAAUUGAAAAGAAUCAUGACUGUGAAAAUCAAAAAGAAGUUCAAAAUGAAAGAGAUCAUAAACUAGAAUCUGAUUCUCAAAUCCCUUCAAAGGCAAAAAAUUCUGAAACAUAUGUCAAGUCUGUAUCUGAAGUGAAAGUGAUCAAAAAGAAACCCAGAACUGAACGAAUUCCAAAGUGUAGAGUUUGUGAUAAGCAGUUCAAAACAACUGAGCUGCUUCGAAAACACAAUAAAGUUCCAUGCAUGAUAAGACUGACAAGGAAUCUCACACAGAAAGUGUUGAGGCCAAAGAGACUAGAGAAACCAGUGCCUCUACAAACAAAGAAAAAGAAGAAACAGAAACCAGUCCCAAAUAAGCCAAAAAUGAUCACACUUAUUAACAGAAGGUUUUCAGAUACCAGUCUAGAUUUCAGAAAGGACAAAAAAGGAAAGUUGAAGACAAGAAGGAAAUCUUUGUAUGACUUUAACUUCUGCAUAACAAGAAGUAGUGACUAUAGAAAUGCAAGUUUAGACGUUUUAGUACAGUAUGACUCUCUAGAUGAGAAAGAACAGCAUUUCUUUCAUUUAGGUCUUGUUGCAAAAGUUCAUCUACCAACAGACUACAAGACUCCAAAGUCUCUUAUCAAACAUGUUUUGAAAGAAAAUGGGUCUCGGGUAUUACAGGAUGUUGUAGAAGAAGAAGAUGUGCAUUCUCUAAUAGAUGAACCCCCAGUUUUGGAGAAAGUAGUUGAUGCAGUGGGCAGAAUACAGGAGGAUAUCUACAUUUUGAGGGAUGAAAUCAACCAUGAUAUAGAACCACCUGUUCUGAUGACUGUAGAAGAGUUAAAUAGAAGUUGUCCAAGUGUUGAAGAAGGUAGUUCACUGGCAGUCUUGGAAUGCCCAUCUUUAAGUAACUCGGAUGAUAUUCACUUUAAUAGCACCAAGGGGCCUAUGAAGGAUAAUGUCAAUAACACUAAUGAACUUAAUAAGGAGAAUAAUUUUGAGCGUGAAAAUGUUUUAGUAAAAUCACAACUGACUGAACAAAAUUCAAAACCUUGCACCCCAAGCAAAGUUGAAAAUUCAUCUGAGAAAUUUCCUACGACAGAAGUUGUGUCACCCCUAAAAUCUCCAAACAAAACUCUUGGUGAAAGACAUUUCUUAGAUGCAAUAGAUGUAUCAAGUGACACGUUUUCAGAUGAAUCAGAAUUCACUAAAACCAAGCUAAAAGAUGAUGCCACAAAGCCUUCAUAUAGUGUGACAGUGGGAUUGCAGACAGACAUACCAACAGCAACAGAUAAAAUCAUGUAUCCAAGAUCCUCUUUCAUCCUGAAGUGCCUUAAGAGGUUGGAAAAUAAGCACAAAAAUGUUCCAAACCCUAAACCCUUGACUCAAAAACAGAAUUCAGGAAGGAAAAAUUUAUUUGAAAGUCUGGAAAAUGUUUCUAGAGAUUCAAAAACUGUUUGCAAGUCUAAUAACAUUACUUAUCACAAAGAAAACCAGAGCAAAAAUUUAACACAAUCUUGCAGUGAAAAAAGAGAUACUUCUGACAAUGCUGUAGAAGAAGUCAUAGUGUAUCCAAAACCAGUUGACCCCAAAAAUUUAGAACAUAACAAGCCAACUUUUACAAUUCCUUCAAAUGAAGAGAUUUUAACAUAUGCAGAUGACGAUGUUGUAAUUAGAAAACCACCCGAGCUAGAUUCAGUUAGUCCAGAGAAUGGGAGGGAUCUUCUUCAGAUCAUUGCAAAGACUCUAGGGAUCUUUCCAUCAACAAAACCCAAACAUCAAGAGAGUCAUUUGAAUGAAACGCCAAAGAGAUGCAAGGAAAAGUGCCAAGAAGAUGUAGCAGACCAGAAAGGUGGAAUGCAGAUAAUUGUCAUGAAUAAUACAGCUGAGUCUAAUGAAUAUACCAUGGGUAUUGAUGUCAUAAAUGUUCCCAAAAGCAUCAAUGAUGAGCUGAAGGAAGCUGUAUCAGAGUUAGAAAAUAAAGUUGUCUUUGAAGAUGAUGGAUCUCAAAGGCUUCAUUUCUGUGAUGAUAGUGCAGCUUUGGUUGGAGGACACUCUGUACAGCAGGGAGUAGGAACAAGCCAUAACGUACCAGGGGAUAUAUCAAUACCUGAAGAAGUUUAUGAAUUUCUUGAAGAUUACAACACUAUUCAACCCAGUGCUUCUAAAACUGAUCAAAUACCUACAUUUGUAACCCAGGAUAAUACAGUCAAUAACAGCAUUCAUCUGAUACCUGGUCCUCAAGUUAAAGCCAGUGAAGUUGUGGAUAUACAUUUCAGUUUUUGUUCUAGUGAGUCAUUAGUUCCUCAACCAAAUUCUCAUGUUUUUUCUUUAUCAAAGUCCAAUGAUGAGACUUCCACUAUUCAAGCAAAUCAUAUACAAAGUAACAAAGAGCAAGAAGUAACAAGUGCAGAAGUUUCCUCCAUAAAAACAGGGGAAUUGAGGAGUCAGCAAUUAGAAAAACCAUAUUUGCAAAGUCAUGGGGAUUUACCAAUGUAUGCAAUUCCAGUUGGGUUUGUUUCAGAUGAUAACCAGAACAAGAAAAAAAUUAACAUUCCCCAAAAUGAGCAUGCUGUUUCAACUUUCCUUUCUCCUAAUCAGCAUAUUAAUACUUGCAAAAUGUCAAGCUCCACAACAGUAUAUGAAGAAGGAAGAAUUCAGGUUCUUCAGACAUCUAACCAAGAAUAUGUGAUAGAAGAAUCUCAGAUGAAACCAGCAUUUUCUGACUCUGAUGUGUUUGUCAUUGGAAAAGUUCCUGUUAAUGAUAAAGAGAUUAUGAGUUUACCCUCAGGUAUUCCAGACACCAAUCCAGAUCCAGAUCAACUCUGGAGCAGGAUCUUGGAGGAUUACAAGACAGAGUGUCUUCAGAACCAGAAAACAGAACAAAACAAUUACCUUGGUUCUGGAUCAAUUUUCAAUACCCCGAAACAGCACCAUAGACCAAGGACUUUAAGUAACAUAGAAAUCAAUACAAACCCAUUCAUUUCAAAACCAGAAUUAACCAGAAGUUACAGCCAUAGUGCUAAUUCAUCAUUUUGUGAUAGAUCAAACCAGAAACUUCGUAACUGUGAUAACCGUGAUGAACUCCCUUCCAUGACUUGCUCCUUCUCACCCACUAACAACAGUCAUUCACUAAAACUGAUAUUCAGAAAGGAAAAAUCACCACAAGAACAGCAAACUCCCACAAGUACAAAUUAUAGUGAACAAGUAAGUAGGGUUCCAGAUCGAAAUUUUCAAGAAAAUGUCAUUGAAUCUAAUGUGUCUUCAGCUUUGUCUGAUCCAUCCUCUACUAAUGUGGAAGGCUCUGAGGAGGAGGGAGAUUCCUUACCCUACAUGAUAGUGGACACAGGGGUAGAAAUUUGUAGGAAGGCACUCGGUGCUGAGGAAGAUGAAGACAUGUCAGAAGAUGAAUGGGCUUUAGAAAAAGAAGCAGAUUCACAGAAUGCAGUGACUUAAGAAUUUUCAGUAAUAUUAAUAAUAUUUUAACUGGGUAAUUAUGGCAAGUCUUUCUUAUAAAUGUAAUGUAGUUUUUUGUGUAAUAUUAUGUUAAGUCCCUUUCAAUACAUUUUAGAACUUUUAUUUCCUUUGCAUAUGAAAAUUUAAAUUUUCAAAUGUUUAAGUAUCGUUUAUAUAUAUUUUCCCUGUCUGUGAUAAUUCAUAACAUUUGUGUAUAUUUUAAUGAAGAAAAAUAUCUGUCACAUGAGAGCACUGUGGGAGAACAGUGUUGAAAGACUUACAGAGUUCACUGUUGAUUUUUUUUUCUUUUUUCUUUUAUGAACCAUCACCAGUCUCUGUUUUUGACUACAAUUUUAAGCUAUAUAAGUCUAAAAUUAUUGUACAUAGACAACUAUGUACUGUUGGAAGCAAACAAAUGAAAAAUACAUGUUAAUUUAAGAGCAGAGAUUUAGACAAAACAUACAUUUUGAUAUUGUAUGAAAUCAGUGGUUUCGAACUAUGUAUAUGUAUUGAAGGUAUAUUUUCUUUAAUGCCAGAUUUCAAUAACAGAGAAAGUUAAUAUUGUUCUCAGGUGUUUCAAAUAUCAACUAAAGCACAUCUGUGCCAAUGACACAAUGACAAAAAUAUCAGGAAAAAUCAGCCCUGGUUUAAUGAAAACUGGUGAAGAACUUUAUUGCUAAAACAUAUUUUGUAAGCCUUUAAACAUAAAACCAAUAAAUGGAUAUGAUUUCUGUGCAUUAUUUUGUACCAUUUUCUCCAGAUUUUUAAAUUACUUUAUAGGCAGUGAACUACUGUUCUCCCAAAUGGAUAUUCUUUAGAUACUGUUCUUGUACAUCUAAGAUUUAAUUAUUGCCUAGUAAAGAUAUUUCUACAGUUUUUAUUUUGGCAUCAAAUCUUUUCAGAAUAAAAAUAAAACCUUAAAAAUAUCUCUUAAUGUAGGUCUGUUUCUUGGAAUUCAUUGUGCUUGAAAACUUGUUUCCUAAUCUUAUGACACAUAGUGAUCAUUUUUUGGGAUUGCGAAUUUCUUUACAAAUAUGUAAAUCACUUUGAACAGUACUGGUAGUAUUUCAUUAUAAAUUAAUGAAAAUUACAGACACAAAAAUGUACAUAUAUGUAUGUGGUAGAUACAGGAAUGCAUAAAUAAUCCAUCAAAGUGAAACUCUUUGAGAUGAAUGCCUGAUUAUAAAGAGCAUGCAAUAUAAAAUGUAACAAAACGAAACGUCUUUUCUUCGGUAAGAAAAAAGUUCUUUAAAUAAAGGUGCAUGAAAUAUCUUUCAUUUCAAAGUUGGAGGGCUAAGUGAAAAGAAGAAUAAAGUCUCUAUAUAAAUGAUUUAAUAUUGUACAGUAUGUCAAAAAGUUGUCUGUUUCUAAUUUUGUAAAUAAGAAUGAUGAGAAAUAUUUUGCAUAUGAAUUCUUCAUUAAACACAAUCAUGUUAUCUGGAACCAAACCUUUUUUCAGUUUACUGGUGUGUAUUUUGGGCAUUUACUAUAAAACUUUGUUUAUUUGAUGUAUACUCUUGAACUUUUAUUAUGAUGUUCAAAAAUCGGAAUAAUGCAAGUUAAUUAACAACUAAUGUGAAUGUCAGCUGCCUUGUUCACAUGUAAUUGGGAACCACUCUGUAUAGGAGUCUGUUUUUUGAAUACUAGUUUUUGUUACUUUUUCUUUGUUACCAUUAUGAUUGUGUAAAAUUUCUUUUUUUCUUGCAUUGAAAAUUGUCAUUUUAUUUCUGAAAUCAUACUUUUAAUAUAUAAAUACUGAAAUAACA